Molecule: messenger RNA, 831 nt
Organism: Cotesia glomerata
Lineage: Eukaryota; Metazoa; Arthropoda; Insecta; Hymenoptera; Braconidae
Product: THAP domain-containing protein 5-like
Exons: 3
Coding region: 154-831 (225 amino acids)
Molecular function (GO): sequence-specific DNA binding
Source: RefSeq, a predicted model, not a curated record
CGCUGUGAGUGAAGCCAUGGUAGGGGAAAUUAAAUCGACUGAAGCGUUCGCAGUGGUUACUUUCGGUAUUACGGGGGGCUAUUAUUACUAAAAUUGUAAGCAAGUACACGUGAGAGUAUUUAUUUUGUUUUAAUUUAAAUCAAUUAAAAAAAAAUGAGACACCAAAGUUGUUGUGUCGUAAAUUGUAAAAAUACCAGCAGAAAAAGUGAGUGCAAGUUUUAUAAAUUUCCGACUGCUCAAUGGAAAAAAAAUCAACGGAAUCAGUGGAUAGCUGCAGUUAAAAGGCUGAACGCUGACGGAUCACAGUGGGUUCCCAAGCCAUGUGAUUGUAUUUGUAGUGAUCAUUUUAUUGGAGGUAAGAAAUCAGAAGAGGAGCUAAGUCCUAGCUACAUUCCAACUAUAUUUCCUUCAAUUUACAAGUGCUCAAAAGUAAAUGAAUCCUCUGCGUUAAACAGAUAUAAACGCGUAAUGAAUCGGCGCAUGAAAGCACAAUUACCUUCAACAUCAAAUGCUGAGUCCAAUGUUAUAGAAUCGGUAGAAGUGAUGACUGAAAAUCCUCCAGUAGUGUCUUCAAAAGUAGACCAAGAGUGUCAAAUUGAUUUUUAUUCGAACUCUGAUAUCAAUUCUCAAACAUUUACUUGCAAUCGUUAUGUCAAAGACGAUUUAUGUCAUGCUGAAACUCAGACAGAAAUUGUUGAAGAUACUAGGGCGAUUAAAAUUCAUAUUGGUAAUAAAAAAUUUGUAGAUAAAGAAUGUGGUACUCCUAAAAAACCUUUGUUGAUAAAGAAAGUCAAGCAAACAGUAAACAUUUCAAUGGAUUCACAUCGGUGA